Xenia sp. Carnegie-2017 is the source of this 1413-nucleotide messenger RNA. Its product is annotated as ubiquitin carboxyl-terminal hydrolase 30 homolog. Gene Ontology annotation, biological process: protein deubiquitination. Gene Ontology annotation, molecular function: cysteine-type endopeptidase activity; cysteine-type deubiquitinase activity. Lineage: Eukaryota; Metazoa; Cnidaria; Anthozoa; Malacalcyonacea; Xeniidae. The record is from RefSeq and is a predicted model, not a curated record. Gene Ontology annotation, cellular component: cytosol; nucleus. Bases 169 to 1326 code for a protein of 385 amino acids. The transcript has 12 exons.
UUUUGAUUUUUAUAAUCUGUAUUGUCCGCCAUCUUGGAAUAACCAUGGAGCCGCUGGUCAUUUUUGGGCUCAGAUUCCUCCGCAAACUUCAACUGUAACACAAGAUUGUCACCAUGUUUGUAACCUUUUUGUCUUUCAUUUAAUAAAUCAUCUUCCUGUCAAAUCUAUAUGGAAGAAAAGGUCUUAGCUGCCAUUGGUAUAUGUUCAUUUAUUGGUGUACUCACUUAUGUUUUGAGUGGCAGAAAAAAACUUACUUCAAUUGGACCUGACAGUUUAGUUUAUCCUGGUCUUGUGAACGUUGGCAAUUCAUGUUACCUCAACUCAGUCUUACAGGCGUUGGCAUCAGUCUCCAUUUUUGUUUCAUGGUUAAAACAACAUGCCCAAGAAAACAACGAUGGCAAGAACAACUUGACAAAAGAACUUUUUAAAUAUUUGCAAAUUCUUAAUGAACCAAGCUGUCGUAUGGGAGUAUCUUUUGAUCCAAGCACCAUUUUUGAAUGUCUAUAUUCUCAUGGAUGGGUCAUUCCAUCUCAACAGCAUGAUGCUCACGAGAUCUUUUUAGUAUUAUUAUCAACUGUGGCAGAAGAGCUGGCUGUGUCACAGGAAAUUCAUCAUAGAAAAAUAAUUAGUUCACCUGAGAAGGAGACAAAGUUUGAUAACAAUGGUAUUGUUCUACAAGGAGGAAUUGCUGGAUCAAAAUUACCCACUACGUUAUCCUAUCCAUUUGAUGGACUAUUCGCAAACCAAAUGACUUGUGAAAUAUGUUCAUAUAAGCAUGCUGUCAAGUUUGAUGCAUUUCAGACAAUUUCUUUGAGCUUGCCAUCCAUGGGUUUCAGGACUGAAGUUUGUACACUAGAGAUGUUACUGGAAGACUUCAUGAACUCGGAAAGUCUAGACUCAGUCAAAUGCCCACAAUGCUUCUGUGCAAGUUUACAAAGUGGAAAACACCAAAAGACUCAUUUCCUGAAGAAACUUAGCAUAGCAAAGUUGCCUUCAUGUCUAAGUUUACUUAUCAAUCGAUCGUACUGGCGAGAUGACGGCGCUCCUUACAAGAAUAAUAUGUUUGUGAAGUUCUCUGAAACAUUGAAGAUUGACUCAUUUGUGAAAUCGAAGCAACCUUGGAAUGCAUCAUCUGCUCGAGUUGUGUAUCGUCUGAUGUCUGUAAUUGUUCAUACUGGAGAUGCCAACUGUGGACAUUACGUUACAUAUAGACGAACAUCUGGUUACAAGUGGAGUGUUUCUUCAGAUGAGAGAGUUCGAUCAGUUUCUCUCGAUCAUGUAUUACACACGUCAGCUUAUAUGAUAUUUUAUGAGAAGAAAACCUAACGAAAUUAGUCGUUUAGUUUUAAAUGGAUGUCAAUGCAAUGGUAAAAGGUUCCAUUUUAAUUUAAAUUGUUAGUCUAACAAACUUAA